AUGGCGGGCUUCCGCAUGCUACCUAGAAGCGGGGUCGUCACCCGUACCAGCGUGCAACAGCAGCACCAGGCCAGCGCAUUAGUCACGCCCUGGGACCUCAACGCUCCAUUCCACGCCCACUCGGGUCGCACUGCCUGGGAAGUAGCAGAGCGGGAAGGAGGCGGAGGGAAAUGGGUGGUGACACCUUUGUAUAAAGCAGUGUUGCUUUUGGAGGCAAUUGGCAAUUUUUUCCAGCCCGGGGGCCAAAUGCGCUCAGGGGUCCCUUACUCCUAUGUGCAUGGUGGGCAAGUGGUGGAUGAGAAUGUGGCCGUGGACUUACAGACACACGCACACCGCUGGAGAAGAUGGCUUCCCAACAGCCCGCGGAACAUGGACAGUAACAGGGCUAGUCAGGAACAGGAACGCGAGGAGGAAGAGACAGUGCAGGAGGAGGAAGAAGCCGGGCGCUUUCCAGGCCUGAUGUCAGCGGAGGACAUUGGCAACAACUCACAAAUUGAGGAAGACACGGACCACAACUACUACACAUCCAAAAUGUACAGCCCGGCAGAUCCGACAAGCAAGGGCUUGUGGGUAAACAUCGAGCAGAUGGACAAGGAGAAAGUGAAGAUUCAUGGGAUUCUCUCCAACACUCACAGACAAGCAGCGAGAGUCAAUCUGUCCUUCGAUUUCCCUUUCUAUGGACAUUUUCUGCGUGAGAUCACCGUGGCGACUGGCGGGUUCAUCUACACAGGCGAUGUGGUACACCGGAUGCUAACGGCCACGCAGUACAUCGCCCCCCUCAUGGCUAACUUUGACCCGAGUGUGUCCAGAAACUCAACAGUCAUCUAUUUUGACAAUGGUACAGCUCUGGUGGUGCAGUGGGACCACGUCCACCUACAAGACAACUACAACUUGGGCAGCUUCACGUUCCAGGCCACGCUGCAUGACACUGGACGCAUUGUCUUUGCUUACAAAGAGAUACCCGUUGAACUGUCACAGAUUAGCCCGCUCAAUCACCCAGUGAAGGUUGGCCUCUCGGAUGCUUUUGUGGUGGUUCACAAAAUUCAGCAGAUACCCAACGUACGGCGGCGGACCAUCUAUGAAUACCACCGCGUGGAGUUGACCAAGACAAGGAUUACCAACUCUUCUGCCGUGGAAUUUACACCAUUGCCCACAUGUCUUCAGUUCACCACCUGUGGGACGUGCAUCUCCUCCCAGGUUAACUUCAACUGCAGCUGGUGCCAUCGACUUAACAGAUGUUCCAGUGGAUUUGACCGCCAUCGGCAGGACUGGGUGGACAACAGCUGUCCAGAUGAGACAAAAGACAAGAUGUGUGACAUCCUUGACACUACAUACCUCUACCCUUUCACCACAUCGGUUGGCACUAAGGUCACACCCAGAAGCAAAGAAGCCCUGCCUUCCACCUCGCUGCCACCUACCAGUGCCCCAACUGAAGAUGAUACCAAGAUUGCGCUGCAUCUCAGAGAAAAUCAAGUGAUGCCGGCAGACAGCGCGGCGGACCGGACGACGGGCGCGCAUCCUCUACACACGGGUUUGAUCCUAGGCGUUCUGCUCGUGAUGCUCAUCAUGGUGGCGGGCGUAAUGAUUACGGUCUACAUCUACCAUCACCCGACGUCAGCUGCCAGUUUAUUCCUGAUCGAGAGACGGCCGAGCAGAUGGCCGGCCAUGAAGUUUCGCCGCGGAUCGGGUCACCCGUCUUACGCAGAGGUGGAGCCGGCGGGCCACGAGAAGGAGGGCUUCAUCGUGUCUGAGCAGUGCUGA
Messenger RNA from Nerophis lumbriciformis (worm pipefish), 1761 nucleotides. NCBI's taxonomy places the organism in Eukaryota, Metazoa, Chordata, Actinopteri, Syngnathiformes, Syngnathidae. The record is from RefSeq and is a predicted model, not a curated record.